Leishmania mexicana MHOM/GT/2001/U1103 is the source of this 1638-nucleotide messenger RNA. Its product is annotated as putative protein kinase. NCBI's taxonomy places the organism in Eukaryota, Euglenozoa, Kinetoplastea, Trypanosomatida, Trypanosomatidae. The transcript has a single exon. Bases 1 to 1638 code for a protein of 545 amino acids. Gene Ontology annotation, molecular function: ATP binding; protein kinase activity. Gene Ontology annotation, biological process: protein phosphorylation. The record is from RefSeq and is a predicted model, not a curated record.
AUGGGCCUCACUGCAGAGGCAAUCGCCCCAUCGGAGGGCCACUUUAGACACCACUACUCGCUGAGCGACGAGAUUGGCAAGGGUGCGUACGCCGUCGUUUUCCGCUGCACCCACCGAGAGACGAAAGCCGUGUACGCGGUGAAGAUCGUGAACAAGAGAAAGGCGGGGCCGAAGGAUAUCGAUGACAUCACGCAUGAGAUCGACGUGAUGGGCCGCAUUGGCUACCACCCAAACGUGGUGCAGAUGAUUGAGUACUUCUCCACGGAGCGGCAUUUCUACAUCAUCCUCGAUCUCUUGUCGGGUGGCAUGCUGUUUGACCGCAUCAUCGAGCUGAAGCACUACAGCGAGUCCAACGCCUCAGUGCUGGUCCGCAACGUGCUCUCCGGACUGGCGCACAUUCACUCGAAAGGCGUCAUACACCGUGACUUAAAGCCAGAGAACCUGCUGCUGCGCUACGCGGCCUCUCCGUUGACGUCGCCAAACUCGAACUUGACGGACGUAUGCCUCGCAGACUUUGGGUUGGCCGGGUACGUGCCGAGCACCACCUGCUGCGGGUCCCCCUCGUACAUCGCGCCAGAAGUGAUCAGCGUGGGCUACUACCGAACCCGCAAGGAGCCGUACGACGCCAAGUGCGAUAUCUGGUCCAUCGGCGUCAUCACGUACAUCUUGCUGAGUGGCAAGAUGCCAUUCCACGGCAACAGCUUCAAGGAAACAUUUGAGCUCGUCGUCAGCAACCGCUGGUCCUUCAGCAGGGAUGUGUGGGCGAGCGUCACCCCAGCAGCGAAGGACUUCAUUCAGGCCUGUCUUACCUACGACCCGGUGGAGCGUCCGACGGCGCAGGAGCUGCUGCAACAUCUGUGGCUCGCCAACGAGCAGCCUCACGUGCACCUCGGGCGCAGCCUUGAGUCACUGCGCGAUCUCACAAAGAAGAAGGUGAAGGCGGCAGUGCGGGUAUUCUGCUGGACGCAGAGCCUCCUCGGCCCGCUGGACUGGACGCCGCCGUUCAUGCGUUUCCUGCGGCACACCGACAGGUUCUCCACGGUCCUUACACACCAGUCGCAGACAGACCCGCAGCGGGUGCACACCGUGGACUUUAGCAAGGCGCUGGAUCACGAGAAGCCCGGCUGGCGCAUUCAGGACUGCUGCACGUGCCCUUCGGAGCAGGUCUGUCGCCACAUCCAGAACGUACACGAGUACCUCUUUGUCGGCAAGCGCUCCAUGGAGGUGUACCCGUUCAUCGACGAGCUCCGGAUGAUGCACGAGGAGGCCGAGGAUAGCCUCACGGCGGACCCGCACGACGCCGAGGCGAGGAAGCGGCUAGACAGGGUCAACUACCUCAUUGAGGCCGCCUGUGUCUUCUCGGACGAGUUGGCAAAGGUGCCGGCGGGGGAGCUCAAGCCGAACCUCAUGCUGGACGGCUCGCGCAACACUCUCUUUCGUGCCCUGGGCGGCUCUCGCAGUGUGAUGAAGACGUGGCAUGAGGCGGAUAAGGAGGAUGUGGCGCACCGGGUGGUGGAGAAGAUGCGCGCCAAGAAGGUGGCCUCGCCAGCGACAGGCAAGACGGCCAAGGCAGUUGCCACACCGCCGUCCUCGACGUCCAACCGAAAGGCGUCCAGCAAACCAUCAUCAAAGAACUAA